UAAUAUCCCGCGUCACUCACAAGCCAAGCUAAUUUACAAGAUAGUAGAGUAAGGUAGUGUAUCUCUCUCUGGAAGCUCACUCAACAAAAAUUGGCCUAAUUUUGGAGAAAUUUUGGGAUCUGAAACGGAGAGAGAAUGAAUCGCCACCACGAUCCUAACCCUUUCGAUGAGGAAGAAGUCAAUCCAUUUUCGAAUGGUGGUGCUGUCGCCCCUGCACGAUCACUGCCAUCUGAACCUUUAGGUUUUGGCCAGAAACAUGAUGCUACUGUGGAUAUACCUCUGGAUACAAUGAAUGAUUCCAAGAAAAAACAAAAGGAGCUUGCAGGCUGGGAAGCUGAUCUUAAAAGAAGGGAAAAGGAUAUAAAGCGAAGGGAAGAUGCUAUUUCCCAAGUUGGUGUUCCUACAGAUGAUAAAAAUUGGCCACCAAUUUUCCCAAUUAUACGUCAUGAUAUAGCUAAUGAGAUACCAGUUCAUGCUCAGAGGCUGCAAUAUCUUGCAUUCGCUACUUGGCUUGGCAUAGUUCUUUGUCUUGUUUUUAAUGUUAUUGCCGUGAUUGUCUGUUGGAUUCAAGGUGGUGGUGUUAAAAAUUUUUUCCUUGCUAUAAUCUACAUGUUGCUUGGAUGUCCUCUUUCAUACGUGUUGUGGUACAGACCACUUUACCGAGCAAUGAGGACAGAUAGUGCCUUGAAUUUUGGUUGGUUUUUCAUGUUCUACCUGCUCCACCUUGGGUUUUGCAUUUUUGCUGCAAUAGCUCCUCCUGUUGUCUUUCAUGGGAAGUCAUUAACUGGUAUCAUGGCAGCAAUUGAUGUUUUCUCUGAUCAUACGGUGGCAGGGAUUUUCUUCUUUGUUGGUUUUGGGCUGUUUUGCUUGGAGUCACUGUUGAGCAUGUGGGUUCUUCAGAAAAUUUACUUGUACUUCAGGGGGCACAAGUGAGAUGCUGUGGCCCUAUUUGGAUUUUUGGAUGAUGCCUCAUCUCAGGGUAGUUUAAUAUAUAUUUUUAUAGCAUAUCGCGUUUAUCAUUUUCUUGUCGUAUAGAUUGAUACAAUGGGCUUGUAUGCUGAGUGGAUUCUAGGAAAUUACAGUUUUUACUGCCUUGAGAGAGAGAAAGUCUUCAAUUAAUUUCCGAUUCUUUAACAUCGCAAAUCGUUUUACCUUGUAAUAAUAUUCACAUUAUUUUGUUAAAGCAUAACAUCGCAUGAAUGUACGAAGACAUGACGUUAAUUUCAUCAAGGAUGGGAAGACGAAUGGAGAUUUUGUAUAUACGAGACUAGACUACUUUACCCGUUCUUGAAUUGAAUAGGAAUUUCAUUUACCAGGGUAAAAUCAUU
Molecule: messenger RNA, 1328 nt
Organism: Durio zibethinus
Lineage: Eukaryota; Viridiplantae; Streptophyta; Magnoliopsida; Malvales; Malvaceae
Product: secretory carrier-associated membrane protein 4-like
Biological process (GO): protein transport
Cellular component (GO): recycling endosome membrane; trans-Golgi network membrane
Source: RefSeq, a predicted model, not a curated record